Selaginella moellendorffii is the source of this 1320-nucleotide messenger RNA. Its product is annotated as omega-hydroxypalmitate O-feruloyl transferase. Lineage: Eukaryota; Viridiplantae; Streptophyta; Lycopodiopsida; Selaginellales; Selaginellaceae. Gene Ontology annotation, molecular function: acyltransferase activity, transferring groups other than amino-acyl groups. Bases 1 to 1146 code for a protein of 381 amino acids. The record is from RefSeq and is a predicted model, not a curated record. The transcript has 3 exons.
AUGGGAUCAUACUAUCUCCAGAUCAACACCGAGGAGCCCGAGGUGAUCAAGCCGGCAUCGCCCACCAAGAAAUGCGCGCUUUACCUCAAUAAUUUCGACCAGCAAGUGUUCUUCCACGUCGAGAUGCUGCUGGUGUACGAUGUUGGUCACGGGGAGUAUAGCAUCCAGCUGGGUGACGAUCUUCGUGACGAUGGCGGAGCUAUGAUCGAGAGCUUCCCCGAGGAAGUUCCACUCUUGACUGUCCAGGUAACGCGAUUCCGCUGUGGAGGAUUCAUCCUGGGCUUCUUCAUCAGCCACGUCGUCAUGGACGGCAUCUCCAUCAGCGAUUUCCUCCACGAUUUCGCGACGAUCACGCGAGGGGAGGCCGUGGAGCUCGCACCGCGCGACCCGGAUCGCUCGUGCUUCCGCCACCGAUCGCCGCCACUCGUGACACGCGACCACCCGGAGCUUGCGGCCCUCCCGGCCACUCCCGCCAAGCUCCUCUUCAACCCCUCCUCCUGGUACGACGCCACCGCGCCACUGCCCAUCGCGUUCAAGACCUUCUCCUUCACCGCGCGCGACCUCGCGGCGCUCAAAUCGCGCGCGCUGGCGGAUGGAUCGCUCAACAGCUGCUCCACAUUCCAGGCGCUCACCGCGCACGUCUGGCGCGCGCGUACCGCCGCCAUGGGCCUCGACCCCGCCGCCAUCUCCAAGCUCUUCGUGGUGAUCAGCAUCCGCGACAAGCUCAAAGCCCCGCCGCAUUUCCCCGAGAGAUUCCUGGGCAAUGGCGUCAUCGCGGCGCCGUGCGUGAACACCACCGCCGCCGAGCUCCGCGAGAACUCGCUCACCUUCGCGGUGCGCAGAAUCCAGGAAACCAUCGCCAGCGUGGACGAGGGGUACAUCCGCUCGGAGCUCGAUUGGUGCCACGUCAAGGGCCACGGCAUCAUCGACCUGCCAGGUGGCAUGAUCAUCACCACGUGGUCGAGGCUCGGGUUUGACGCCGUUGACUUUGGCUGCGGGCGGCCUGCCUACGUGGCGGCCCCGGUCAACGACCGUCGGGAGUACGUGCUGGUGCUGUCUAGCUGCAAGAACGAUGGCGGCGUUAACUUGUUUAUGGGGAUGGAUUUUGAUAAGAUGGCCAAGCUGGAGGCUUUGCUCAAGGUAUGAAAGAGUGUAUAUGUAAGAAAUUCCUGGUUUUCUUCUGGAAUAAUUUUGCUGGUACCAAUCUGUCAACUAGUUUUCUGAUAGAUUUGUAUACGUAAGAAAAUUCCUAGUUUUCUUAUGGAAUAAUUUUUGUUUUGUAGAAAGCUGACUUAGUCUUAUAACAAAAUUUCUUCUAAA